Colletotrichum truncatum is the source of this 114-nucleotide messenger RNA. RefSeq lists its product as uncharacterized. NCBI's taxonomy places the organism in Eukaryota, Fungi, Ascomycota, Sordariomycetes, Glomerellales, Glomerellaceae. The record is from RefSeq and is a predicted model, not a curated record.
AUGCACACGGAGAGACCGGGCGGUGUAACUGUUGGGUUUUCGUUCCAGGCGGUUGAGAGAGUUUGGUCCCCUGUGAUGCAACCGCAAGUGCGAGCUUUGAGUGUUGAAAAGUAG